Odocoileus virginianus texanus is the source of this 2795-nucleotide messenger RNA. The record is from RefSeq and is a predicted model, not a curated record. Lineage: Eukaryota; Metazoa; Chordata; Mammalia; Artiodactyla; Cervidae.
GUUUUAUGUGUAUGUGUGUUUAUAUAUGUACAACUACAUUCAGGAUGUAGCUGAAAGUAAGGUCUUUGGAUGGAAAGAUUACGGGGCUGACAGACAAGCAGAGAAGGUAGCAAAUCCCCAUCUGUGUUAGGCUGCAAAGGGCUGGCGGACACCAAAUCCACUACAGGCCCUCAGGGGUUUGUUAAGCAACAGAAUAGCCCAGUUGAUGUCAUCAGAGGAUAGGUAUCAAGACAGCCUCUGUGGUAACUUCUGUGGAGUAGCAGGAAGGGUCUGAGUAGGAUUCAGGAGCCUAUGAUGGCAGUCCACAGCUGACUCACUGGCUUAACUCUGGGCUGAACCCGGAUUCCCAGGGCCCAUGCUUACACCUGACAAACGAUGGCCUGAGCUAUGAACAAACGGAGCUAUAUGAACACUUCGGUGCAAGAGCCCCCUCUUGACUACUCCUUCCGAAGCAUCCACGUGACCCAAGAUCUGUUAAGCGAGGAGCCCCGGACAGGGCUACGACCAGUAAGGCACGCGAAGUCGGGGAAGUCAAUGACCCAGUCCCUGUGGUUAAACAACAAUGUCCUCACUGACCUGAGAGACUUCAACCAUGCGGUUUCACAGCUCCUGGAGCAUCCAGAGAACCUGGCCUGGAUCGACCUGUCCUUCAAUGACCUGACUUCCAUUGAUCCUGUCCUGACAACUUUCUUCAACCUGAGUGUCCUCUAUCUCCAUGGCAACAGCAUCCAGCGCCUUGGAGAAGUGAACAAGCUGGCUGUCCUCCCUCGGCUCCGGAGCCUGACCCUGCACGGGAACCCCAUUGAAGAGGAGAAGGGGUAUAGGCAAUAUGUGCUGUGCACCCUGCCCCAUAUCACCACGUUCGACUUCAGUGGGGUCACCAAAGCAGACCGCACAACGGCUGAAGUGUGGAAACGCAUGAACAUCAAACCGAAGAAGGUCCGGAUCAAGCACAACGCACUCGAUUCAGAAGAGUAUACACAGAUUCCUGAUUCAUAUCGGGACAAUCUAACUCAAGAGCCUCAGCUUACCCACCUCUACAAUGGACUCACAAAGCCCACUAAUACAAGCACAGAGAAGGCACAGCAGCUAGGAAGGGAGUGCUUCCCAAAGGCCGAGGCUGAGGACCCUCGAAGUUGUAAACGUCUGAAAGAUCUCAGCCCUCAUUCCCGCGCCCCGCCCGCGGCGGCCGCACCUGGUCCGAGUCCUCGUUCUCGCUGCUGUAGCAGCACCCCAUGGCGGGGGUCGGGCCGGGCGCUCAGGCCGCGCCGAGGAGGGACGGCGUCCGUCACGAGCCCUUCCGGUCACAUGACCGGCGCCAGCAUCCAGCAAGUAACCACCACCCCCGUGCCUACCCCUUCCCGGAGCGGCUUCGCUGCCGCGGCUGCCGCCGGAACCCAAGCUUCCGGCCCCGCCCCUACCGCGGCCCAGGUAGGGACCAUGUCCCCUGCCAUUGCGCUGGCCUUCCUGCCCCUGGUGGUGACAUUGUUGGUGAGGUACCGGCAUUACUUCCGACUGCUGGUUCGCACAGUCUUGCUCCGGAGCCUCCGAGAUUGCCUGUCAGGGCUGCGGAUGGAGGAGCGGGCCUUCAGCUAUGUGCUCACCCAUGCCCUGCCUGGGGACCCUGGUCACAUCCUCACCACCCUGGACCACUGGAGCAGCCAUUGCGAGUACCUCAGCCACAUGGGGCCUGCCAAAGGUCAGAUCCUGAUGCGGCUGGUGGAGGAGAAGGCUCCUGCCUGUGCACUGGAGCUGGGCACCUACUGCGGGUACUCCACACUGCUUAUUGCCCGUGCUUUGCCCCCUGGGGGUCGCCUUCUCACCGUGGAGCGGGAUCCACGCACGGCAGCAGUGGCUGAAAAACUCAUCCGCCUGGCUGGCUUUGAUGAGCACACGGUGGAGCUCAUCGUGGGGAGAUCAGAGGAGGUGAUCCCACGCCUAAGAACCCAGUACGAGCUGAGUCGGGCUGACCUGGUGCUCCUGGCGCACCGGCCCCGAUGUUACCUGCGGGACCUGCAGCUGCUGGAAGGCCAUGCCCUGCUGCCAGCUGGUGCCACUGUGUUAGCUGACCAUGUGCUCUUCCCUGGUGCACCCCGCUUCCUGCAGUAUGCCAAGAGUUGUGGCCGCUACCGUUGCCGCCUCCACCACACUGGCCUCCCUGACUUCCCUGCCAUCAAGGAUGGCAUAGCCCAGCUCACCUAUGCAGGGCCUGGCUGAGUCCAGGCGCAGGGGUACUUACUGCUGCCUCCCCCCACCCCUCCCCAAGCACAGACCUCAGAAUAUCCCCUCCCCUCCCUUUCCUGCUUGUGGACUGACACAUGCUGGGCUCAGGGCUAGAGGGGCUCUCCUCCCACCUCUGUCCCACUCUGGCUCCACGAUAACCUGAGGCCUCAAGUUGUGUCAGGCUGUUUGAUUCCAUUGGUUCCUCUCCUUCCAGUCCAGAGUCAUGGACUGACAGGCAAGAAGCUUGAGCUCCCAACCCAGCCCUGUCACUGAUUUGCUGGGUUACUCCAUGGGAGUCUCUGCCCUGUUCUGAGAUUUAAUCUGUUCUAACCAAAGAAGUUGACUAGGAGAGUUCAGGGGCCUCUCAGUUCUGGGCCUCAGAGAACCUGCCCCCCAGUCUCCCCAACCCCAUGCCAUUUCGGGUGGAAUCAAAGGAAGCAGUAAACACUGAGUUAAGAGGCCUGGCAGAAAUGGCUGGGUGCAAUCUGGGCCAGAGGAAAUGGCAUUGAAGCCUCAGCUCACAGCCAGGGCUACUCUGGCCUUCCUUAGCCCCAGACCACACGGCCAGGUAG